UGUGACGUUGCCCUUUUAGGGUGAGAUUCUAUAAAAACAAAAAGAGGAAAACAAAUAAUGAAAACAGCGGAGAUGCAACGUGCUCAUUAGAAGAGAAAGAAGGAAUUGAAAGUGCAAGGAAGGUAAUGCUAUCAGAAAAAGUGAACUUUUGACAGGAGGUGUUUUGAUACAUUUCUUCAGGAAACCUUUAAAUGUACCACUUGACAGCACUGCACAAACGGUGUACUAUUAAAUGACUGCUUUUUGGACAAAGGAAAGAAAAAUCACAUCUGUACCCCAAAGUCAAGUCUUCCAUGAGCCCACAAUGACCUUCAACAAUUCUUAUAAGCAUGACGAUCGUGUGUCACAUGAAUAACAGUUCUAAGAUCGCUGGAAAAUGUAUAUUAAUAGAGAAAGGCAUCAUUUAAAGGGUUUGAACGGAAUGUCGGUAGAUGAGAAGACUGAAUCCCCCAUGUACGUCUAUGAGUCAACAGUACAUUGUACUAACAUUCUUCAGUGCCUCAGUGACCAGUGGAAGCAGGACAUUCUCUGUGACGUCACUUUAGUAGUGGAAGGGAAAGAGUUCCGGGCCCAUCGGGCAGUCCUGGCUGCAUGCAGUGAAUAUUUUUUGCAAGUGCUAGUUGGACAGACUGACCAUGGCUUGGUUGUCAGCUUGCCAGAGGAGGUCACUGCUAGAGGAUUUGGUCCAUUGUUGCAGUUUGCCUACACGGCUAAGCUGCUACUAAGCAGAGAAAACAUACAAGAGGUCAUCCACUGUGCAGAGUUCCUACGUAUGCACAACCUUGAAGACUCCUGCUUCCGGUUCCUUCAAACGCAGCUGUUGAACAAUGAAGAUGGCUUAUUCUUGUGCAAGAAAGACACCUCAUGCCAGCGUAUGCAUAAUGAGACUUUUGAUUGUGAAGAGGAAACUAUGGAAUCUGAAACCUCAAAAAUCUCCUGUCCUAAGGAAAAUUUUCUACAGGAGCCACCAACUUUUGACUCGGGUGGAAAGGUGGCAGAAAGAAGUGAAGUUAUUUUAGCUAAUUCUGAUAUGCAAAAGGAGACCAAGGAAAGUUUAGACAAGGAUCCUAUAAUCCGCUACCCAAGAUAUAAGAAAUACCAGCUGGCUUGUACCAAGAAUGUUUAUAAUACAUCACACAGUACCUCAGGUUUUACAAGCACAUACAGUGAACAUAAUUCUGAUAACGGACUGACAUCCGGCCAGAUCAAAAGUGAGCCUCGAGAUGAGGAAAAUGAGGAGGAGAGUAUUACACUUUGCUUGUCUGGCGAUGAAAAUGACAUCAGGGAUAAAGAAGGGGAUGUUGAGAUGGUCAGAAAUCAGCCCAGCCCCAUAAACAUUGAUAGCCCAAAAACUGUGUCAUCCCCUUCCUGUUUAAGAACUUUUUUCAGUAGAACUAAAGGGGGGGAGUUUGUUGGCUUGCCUGGUACUUCCCAACCGCAUUUUGUCCGAAGUCCUUCAUGCCCUGUGGAAAAGGGAGCAUCUCAGGGUGACCAUAAAACUGAAUAUAACGCUUUCACUGGGAGUUAUGAACUGUCUUGUGAAACUCAGAAAGAUUCCCCAAUUUUUCUCAUGACAUCCCCUCUAAGGGCUUCAGGUUCUGAGCUUGCCUCUAAGCAUGAUUUAGAAAUAGAUAGGAGGAGCGUAAUAUUCUCCUCAAGUGCUUGUGACCAAAUAAGCACUCCGGUGCAAUCGUAUUCUGGCGUGAGCUGCUUGGACAAGGAAUUUUCUGAGCAUGUGCCAAAGGGUCUGUGGGCAGGAGCUAGCCAAUCUCUACCUAGUUCACAUACCUUUCCCCACAGUGGUCUGGUAACAGACCCUUUGCCAGGAAGGUUACGACCUAAUUCAAGUUGCCCUGUGCCAAUUAAAGUUUGCCCUCGCUCUCCGCCUUUGGAAACCAGGACCAGAACAUCUAGCUCAUGCUCCUCAUACUCAUAUGCUGAAGAUGGCAGUGGUGGUUCCCCUUGUAGCCUCCCUCUCUGUGAAUUUUCAUCAUCUCCUUGUUCCCAGGGCCCACGAUUCCCACCCACUGAGCACCCAGAAGCUUGUUCAAUGUCAGACUCUGUGUACAACCAAGUAAGGCCGCAAAUUAAAUGUGAGCAGUCUUAUGGAACAAACUCAAGUGACGAAUCUGGAUCAUUUUCUGAAGCAGACAGUGAGUCAUGCCCAGUACAAGACAGGGGGCACGAGGUGAAACUGCCUUUCCCCAUUGAUCAAAUCACAGAUCUUCCACGCAAUGAUUUCCAGAUGAUGAUAAAGAUGCACAAGUUAACUUCAGAACAGCUGGAAUUUAUUCAUGACGUGCGCCGUCGUAGCAAAAACAGGAUUGCUGCCCAGCGUUGCCGCAAAAGAAAACUUGACUGCAUUCAGAACUUAGAAUGUGAAAUUCAUAAACUAGUAUGUGAAAAAGAAAAGCUGUUAACAGAAAGAAAUCAACUAAAGGCAUGCAUGGGAGAGCUGUUGGACAAUUUCUCUUGUCUUUCCCAGGAAGUAUGUCGGGAUAUGCAGAACCCUGAGCAAAUACAAGCCCUACACAGAUACUGCCCUGUCCUAAGGCCCAUGGAUCUACCUACAGCUGCCACGUUUAACCAGUUACCAGCAAGAGGAGAGCAAAACCUUCUGAAAGCUCAAGAUACAGGAGAAAACAUGCAGUGCUGCAACUCGCAAGGCUCAGCCCAGCUGGAUGCACACUCUCUUCCUAACAACAUACCAGAAAAUUGUAUAGCAAGAAGAGGGCCUGAGGAAUCUGGCCAUGAUACUUUCACAGAGAGGGGGGUUUGUUUGGAGCAGAACAGCCAGACAGUGACAGUGGACUUCUGUCAGGAAAUGACUGACAAAUGUACGACGGAUGAACAGCCAAGAAAAGAUUUCACCUAGAAUCUUCUGGGUAUUACACCUUUUGUGGCCAAUCAGAAGUUAUUAGUCAGCCAGUGGCUGCCACUGCCUCCCAAAAACAUUAUUGGUGCACACUACAGCAGUCUUAGCAGCAAUACUGUUUUUAUAAGUAUUUCCCUCCUCUCUGAAAGUAGGAGAUAUCUUCAUGAUGGUGCUAUACCUUGCUCAGGCAGGGAACUAAACGGUGGUGACACUGUCCUCCUUGUGUUUUUGUUGUUUUAUUUCUUAAUGUAUGCUAACUUCAGAUCUUAACAGGGAUGGACCUAAAACACCUCUGAGGACCCAACAGCAGCUUAUAUUCUCAGUGACCCAUGUCACAAAACCCUAUCUCAGGAAUUUCCUCUGAAUGUUCAGUUUGUUUUUUUUUUUUUUUCAUUGAAUAACGCUUCUAUACAAAUCAAGGUUUUCUAGGUAAUCUGUACAUAGGUUAUAUAUCCAUAUGCAGAAAGUUCAUACAUCCCUCAGUUUUCACAGCUUAAAACUGGAAUCACUCACUUCUGUAUUGUACAUGCAAGAAACAACAUUCCUUUUUUUAUGUCGUUAAAGCUACAAGCAAUGUUUCAUUUAGUUUCACACAAAGUUAUAGUUAUUUAUAGGAUGUUGCUUUGUUAAAGGUUUCUUAUCCCAGGCUGUUAUUAGCACGGCACAGCCGAGCACCAUUUCAAGACAGCAGGUUAUUUUAGCUUGGAUGUCCUUGCUGAUAUGAUACAGUUGGAGUCAUAUUUACCACUUGCACUGAGCUUUUUAUGCCAUUUUAACAUGGUUACAUAUGCAUUAUCUGCUUCGUAGAUUAAGGAGAAAACAAAAGAAAAUACUCAGGAGAAUAUACUGUAGGAACAUUUUCUUGCCAAAUAUUGCAUUUACCACAUUAAUACUUGUUCUGAGAAAAAGAACAGCAUUUUACGCCAUUGUUUCCCUUCUGUAACUUUGGGAAGGGUGUGUAACAAAACAAAAAAAAAUCCAAAAAAUGUUAUAGCUCAGUUUGCUUCCCAGUGCUGUGAAUUUGCUUUUUUUGUGACAGGGAUGUAAUGGGUUCUCUUUGGGUGAUUAUAAGUGAUGCGUUGUCCCCUAUUGGUAAGUGCGCAAGUCAUCCUCAGACCAUAAUAACCAAUGAAAAUCAGUUACCUCAUAUCAAUAAUGCAGAAAAUCUUUCUUUCUUUUAAGUGUAUUUAUUAUUACUACUUUUUAACUAUAUUUCUUUCCCUUCAACAAUUUAUAUUUACUUGGAAACACAAUUUUCUUGUGUCGCUUGUUUCAGCUGGAAUAGGUUCCACAUAAGUUAAGUUCUGAGAAUUUUUUAUAACUACUUGGUAUUAUAAAGAGCUUAGCUCUACGGACAUGAAUAGAAAUUGGCUAUUUAGUAACACUUUUCACUGGUGCAUUGUAGUGUGUGCAUCAUGUCAUAUCUGUCUCUGAUUUUCAUAUAUACAUAUGGAGAACAACUGCUAAAUUGAUCAAUGUAGCGUUGGAUGGCAAACUUUGAUCUGGUGUUAUGUGAACCUGUGUGCAAACACUCUUCAGUCUGGGCCCAUUUAGAAUGUAUAACUGAUGUGUCUUGGCUAAGCUUACCUUCAUCUUUACACCUUAUAUUUAAGAAUAGACUUCAGAUUUUGACUUGCUAUAUUGGCCAUCUGUGAAAUGAAGAUCUAUGACUUUAGGGGGAAAAUAAAGUCUUCGGGUGUCAGCUGUCAGUCUCUUCCAUUUCAUUAGCCCAUAUAAUAUGAUAGUAGGCGUGGAAACGCCGGUCUUUAAAAGGACAUUAAACACUUCUUGCAUUUUUUUGUGUAAAAAUCGUGCUUGUCCCACACUCCCUAGAGAGGUCAAAAAGCAAAAUCUGUAACCUAUGCUUUCAAAAUGCUGCAAACUGCCUAAACCAGAUAUUUGUUUUGAAGCAUUUGCAGGUUAUUGAAUUACGUUUUGGCCUCUCUAGGUAACGUGGGGAAAAGCACAAUUUUUUCACAAACGUGAGAAGUGUUUGUCCUUUUAAGGCUAUAAUCAGGCCAAAAUGUUAUUGUUCCUCUGCUUUAGAACAGAUUAAAUUGACUGAGUUUGAUUGACCAUGCAAAGCUUAAGCAUUUAUUAUCAUUGAUAUUAUUACUAUUGUUUAUUUGUAAAGCGACGCCCAAUUCCGUAGCUCAGAUAUCCGUAUAUUCCGAGGUGCGUGCUCCAGGAAUGCCUUUGUCCAGUGACUGCAGUUGCAGGAAAUUCCAAAUCUAAAGUUUGUAAUUAUGGCUGUAUUUCCAUUUUUAAAGCAGAAUUUACUUAAGUCCAGAUCUAGUUGGCUUUCAUAUUCUGCUGCAAUACUAACAUUAGUAGUUUUAUUAACCUAAAUUAUACAUAAUCUUAUUAUAUGAUGGGACAUCUUUCUAACCUCUAGAAUUUGAUCUGACAACCCCAGCCUAUAUGGGCUACAUUAUAUAGGUCAGGCUAAUGAUUGACAAGUACAACAUUUAAAAUGAGGCAUUAUAUGUAUACAAUUUAGUGGCUAGAGUAUAAUAUACUUAAGCUCUGCAAAAUUACUUGAUGAAAAUAAUUUGUAAAGGUACUUGCAAAGUUGUAAAUCAGUGAACAACAGCUUUAGCACAAGGUAACUUUAGGAUCACAUCAAGUUUAGGGACUUUGGUAAAACAUUUGUAAUGGGAUUUAACACAAUCCUAUUGAAACUAAUAUACCAAAGACUUAUAUCUUUAAAAUGUUAUGUUUUAUUAUAAAAAUAAUUAAAAAUAAUAAUAUACAUGUUCUUUCUAAUUAAUUAUAACAUAUAUAAAUGUGCUGAAACAUAAGUUAAGUAAAAAUAAAAAAGAUAUAUUUUCUUAUGUAAAGUUCCCUACAGACUUACUGAUUUGUACACAGUCUUCUGCCUCAAGUUGUAGAAUAUAAGAUAAAAAGCUGGUAUUAAAAAUGAGUGGUUACUCUAAUCAUACUAUGCAAAUAUCUCCUCCUAUCAAGUGCAUGCAAUCAUAUGGUAAAGUAGCAUUGGUAUGAGCCAUUAUAAGUAUUCACUGAUCCUAGUUCUCAGAAGUUACCAGUAAAUGCCUUUUGGUUUUACUGUUUCUCAAGUAGAAUGUAAUUGUUUUCUUUAGUCAAAUUAACCAACGUGGCUGUCCAUAAAUACUGUGAGCGCUGAGAAAUGUAGUGAAUGUGAUGUGAUCAAGUCUGUGCGCUUUAAGCCCAAUGAGUACGCAAAUUUAUCUAAAGUAAAUUGCAUAACUAAGUAAGGCUGAAGGUAAUAAUCUUUAGCAUAGCUACAGAAUAAAACUGCAUUAUAAGCAGAUAUAUAUAAAAUAAGCUAAAAAUAACUAAACAUUAAGUAUUUAUAUUAAAGUAUGUGGGUGUUUGAUAGGAUUACAUUUGUUGAGGGUUUUUUUUUAGGAUAUUUAGUUGAUACUGCUUCUUUGGGAAUUUAAUUUCCAAAAAAAUAUGCCAUAAACUUCCACAUGGAAGGUGUCAUUUAGUUUCAAAUGUUUGCUUAAACUGUGUCUCUUAUUUAAAGACAAACAUGUUGAUAUUUUUUGCAUGGAAAUGAAUAAUCUGACAUUUAAAAGGCACAGAUGAUCGUAAGAUAACAUACUGGAUCUCUCAUGCUUUACUUUGUAAUAUGGGGAUCAGUUCUAAAAAUACCUUUUGUUAUCUCUUAUGUGCCUACAUUUUCCACCCCAAUUUUUGGCAAAUUACUUUUCUAAUUUAUAUAUCUUUCUAGGCCUCACACCCAUGAACUACACCUUAUGCUACCUAUAGACCCUCUUGCAAUUGUUCUGUGCUUUUAAUGAAAUAUGUAUGUAUAUGCUUUGGAUCUCCAUGCAAAUAAGCGCUAUUAACUUUAAAAUAUACUUUUUAGCAUACACGCUCAAGAGAUGACUUAACCGAACUCAGUUAAAUUGUGGGAGGGAAUUUAAUGGGAUACCUAAAUCAAUAUCUUCUAUUCUGUCUUAUUUUUAAAGUAAUUGCAUCUUCUUCUGAGGGAGUGAUACAAAACAUUGUGCGAUUGUCUUCUUGCCAAGCUCAGCAAUUCUAGGAAAAUUAACCUGAGAUCUCAAAUUUUGUGCCAUUUUUUGUAUUGUGAUCAACAUCCCAAUAAGUAAACUGUGUUAUAGGAAUUUAUAGCUAGAUAUAAAAUUACAUGUUCUAGUAUUGAUUUUGUAUUAACCUUUAUUUUUAAAGUAUUAGAUGUGCAUGCCUAAAUUCAUUUGCAUAGAUAGUGUUAAUAAGCUAUAAGUGAAAUUUGUUUAGUUGAAAAACAUUGCCAACUCUGACUUGCUGUCUACAAUGUUAUAUUGUCAUGACAACAUAUUGUGACUAUCUCUUCCUUUACAAGACGGCAACUUUUCAACAUCUGAAUAAGGAGUGUAUUGAGCUAUAUUUUUGAUAUUCCUGUCUGCAAAGCUAGAAAUAGUUGUGCUUCUGAAUUUGUAAUCAACAACGUCAUUAAACAUUUCAGAGUAUAGAGAAAA
Messenger RNA from Bombina bombina (fire-bellied toad), 7344 nucleotides. RefSeq names its product BTB domain and CNC homolog 2 (gene BACH2). Gene Ontology annotation, biological process: regulation of transcription by RNA polymerase II. The transcript has 7 exons. The record is from RefSeq and is a predicted model, not a curated record. NCBI's taxonomy places the organism in Eukaryota, Metazoa, Chordata, Amphibia, Anura, Bombinatoridae. Gene Ontology annotation, molecular function: RNA polymerase II cis-regulatory region sequence-specific DNA binding; DNA-binding transcription factor activity, RNA polymerase II-specific; protein binding. Bases 377 to 2875 code for a protein of 832 amino acids.